AUGUCUGCCAACCCUGCUGCUAGUGGUCGGCCGUGGAGUAUUGUUCUCUGUACACUAAACUGGAUCGUCUGGUCAAACCUGACUAUCCUCUUUAACAAAUGGAUUCUCGAAUCUACUCCAUUUCGAUACCCAAUCCUCUUAACAACAUGGCACCUCCUCUUCGCCACCCUCGCAACCCAGAUCCUCGCUCGCACAACCUCCCUCCUCUCCGCGCGCUCCUCCGUCCCCAUGACCCCAGCGCACUACAUGGCCAAAAUCGCCCCAAUCGGCAUCUUAUACAGCGGCAGCCUCGUCUGCAGUAACACAGCCUACAUGUAUCUAAACGUGGGGUUCAUCCAGAUGCUAAAGGCAUCCGGCCCCGUCAUAACCCUCCUAACAAGCGCACUCUACCGCGUAACUGAACUCACAGCAUCCAAGCUCCUCAACAUCGGGGUGAUCACUGCCUCCGUCGCGCUGACCGUGUGCAGCGAGAUCCAGUUCUCGUGGAUUGGGGUGGCCGUGCAGCUUGCCGCGCUGGUGUUUGACUCUAUGAGGCUUGUGUUGAUGCAGAUGCUUACUUCGCCUUCUCCUUCUCCUUCAUCAUCUUCUUCUUCUUCUUCGUCUGCGGAUGUCUCGACUAUGGCUGAGGAUGUACAUGAGGAUGAAGAGCGGGAGCGUGAGCGUGAACGUGAACAUGAGGGUCUCCUGCUCGAAAGAGACACAGACGAAGAAGCCUGCCGGAUCAGUUCAAGGGCGAGCCCGAAUAUUAUCGAGUCAAAGGGUCCUAUUGUCAGUACCAGCGCUAGUCUCAGCAGUACAGCUGCAGGUUCAUUUACUGGUGAAGGAGGAAGCAGCAGCAGCAGCAGCCUGAGUUCCAAACCGAACCCCAAACCAAAAGCGAAAGUCGAGCCCGGCAAGAUGGACCCGCUGCUUAGCUUGUACUACACAGCGCCAAUCUGCGCAUUCAUGAACAGUGUUCUUGCAUGGAGGGCAGAGGUUGUUCCUUUCCUAGAGGGUCAAGGUCAGGGUCAAGAGCAGGGGCAGAAUCAAGAUCAAGGUCAGGAAUCAAGUGCCGGGCUACUAGGAAUAGUUCUACAAACUGGUCUGGGGAUUCUCCUGCUAAACGCCUGUGUUGGGUUUAUGUUGAAUGUUGCUGUUUUCACGCUGAUUGGCAAAACCUCCGGCCUGACAAUGACGCUCGUCAGCAUCCCCAAAAAUAUCAUGUUGAUCGUCGCAUCGGUCGUUCUCUGGGGUACGCAGGUCUCGGUGGUCCAGGGGGUGGGAUACUCUGUUGCCCUUGCGGGCUUGGUUGUUUAUGCUGGGGGUGGAGUUUAUAUUGCGAGGGGGUAUAGGAGGGUAGGAAGGUGUAUGGGCUUUGGGAGACGGGGGAGGUAUGACCUUUUGGAUGAAGGGAAGAAGAAAGAGGGGAAGGGGAUCUUUUAGAUGUUUCUAUUGUACUUACUUUUACUACCUUACCACCGUACUUGGCUAUGCUUGAAUUGGGUGGAUAAUACUCAUGUUUAUAAUACUAAAAGAAUGCCAUAUUAAAACCAUAAUCCGUAACAUAAUU
Molecule: messenger RNA, 1549 nt
Organism: Aspergillus versicolor CBS 583.65
Lineage: Eukaryota; Fungi; Ascomycota; Eurotiomycetes; Eurotiales; Aspergillaceae
Exons: 6
Coding region: 1-1422 (473 amino acids)
Cellular component (GO): Golgi apparatus; endosome; trans-Golgi network
Molecular function (GO): antiporter activity
Source: RefSeq, a predicted model, not a curated record